AUGGAGAACGAUGAGAUGAAUCACUCUCCACAAAAGCGUCGUAAACAGACCCGUGUUUGGACGGAUGGAUGCUUUGAUAUGGUCCAUUUCGGUCACGCGAACGCCCUGCGCCAAGCCAAAGCAAUGGGCGAUGUUCUUGUUGUGGGUGUUCACUCCGAUGAGGAAAUUAAACGGCACAAAGGCCCUCCAGUUUUUAAUGAGCAAGAACGAUUCAAAAUGUGCAAAGCGAUCAAGUGGGUCGAUGAAGUUGUUAUGGACGCGCCGUACGUGACGACCAUCGAAACUCUUGACAAAUACAACUGUGAUUUUUGCGUUCAUGGAGAUGACAUCACGUUGACUGCUGAUGGUAGAGACACAUAUGAGAUGGUGAAAGUAGCUGGGCGAUACAAAGAAUGUAAACGUACAGCCGGAGUGUCCACCACAAACCUUGUGGGCAGAAUGCUUCUGAUGACUAAGGAACAUUUUGAUAGGUGUCCAUCACCAAUUACAAAUAUGAACCCAGACCAAGUGAGUGGGGCCAGUUCUGAUCCAACUGCUAAGAGCCCCUGGACUUGUGUGUCCCAUUUUCUUCCAACCUCCCAGAGGAUUGUCCAGUUUUCAGACGGAAAGGAACCCAAGCCUGGUGACAGAAUAGCGUAUGCCGCAGGUGCCUUUGAUCUUUUCCAUGUGGGCUUGCUGGAUUUUCUCGACGCAGCAAAAAAAGAAGGAGACUAUCUUAUAGUUGGUCUUCAUACAGAUCCAGUUGUUAAUCGUUACAAGGGAAGCAACUUUCCAAUCAUGAGUUUGCAUCAAAGGGUUCUUAGUGUACUGGCUUGCCGUUAUGUUGACCAGGUCAUUAUUGGUGCACCAUAUAAAGUUACCAAUGAGUUGUUGGAGCAAUUUAAGGUAGGCAGUUUGCAUUUGUUUAGAACCUUUUAAUUCUUGUUAUUCACUAGACCCUAUGUUAUUUGAUAAACAGUCGAAGCUCUCAUAAGCAAACACCUCGGAAAUUCAAAAAAGUGGUCAUAACUAUAGCUUGUCGAUUAAGAGAAUGAGCUCUUGUAAGUGACUGUAAAACAAUAGAGGGUGGUUGCUCACGAGAGCUUUAGAAACUCAUUAAUAAUUCAUAAUGAAAAAACAAAAGAAAUUGAGACGGAAUCCACUAAACUCAAUUCAUGAAUAGUGAUUAAAAAUAUGUUAGUCAAGGAUACCUUUUUAAAAGUACACAAAACCGCUCUUUUAAUUUAAAAUUUUGUUUUCCAUAUCAGCUUUUUCAUUAGACUGAGUUAAUUAUGAUGUCUGAAACCAACUCAUGCAACAGUCAUGCUGAAGUCAAGCCAGCUUAGAAUGGCAGUAUAGUGACUUUUGAAGCAGGCCUUACUGCAACAGCUACCAACAGUUUAGUUUUCACAUUUGAACUUUUGGCAUAUUGUCGGUAAAAAUGCAAUCAACCAUACUUUGUUGCUUUGAAUAGGCAUUUCUUGGUCUUGCAAAAACUAUCAUUGAUUCACUUCUGUUUUUUGGUCUAGGUUUUGCUCUGUGUCCUUCAAAUAUUUUGUAUUAUGUUAUGUCAUUUGGUGAUUUCACCGAUCCACAAUACCAAGAAACUACCCUUCGAAUGAGGUUAUGCUAUGAUUUCAAUCUUCAGUUGAAAAGUGGACUUUGAUUCUAAAAAUGCAAUCCAUUUUUAACUAGUGUAUUGGGACUGUCAUUAUUUAAGGGCCAGGAGCUGGGGAUUUGCCCUCACUACCAUGAGCAUGACCCUGGCUACUUUGAGAGGAAACAAGAGGAGAAUACUUGUCUUGUUUUCAGUUUUGUUUGAUUAUCAUUCUGCCAUAGAAGUUAAUUAUAUGCAUAAAAUUAAAAAAGAGAUGAGGCAAGGGAGCCUAAGGAAGACGGUAAAGCUUAUGAAUAGGACCACCUUUAAAAAUUAUAUGACCUAAUUAAUGAUGGAAAGAGAAAGGAAAAAAGGGGGGAUAAAGGAAAGAGAAGAUGGUGGGAGGGAGGGGGGCGAUUAUUUGAGGGAGCUGAUUAAUCGAGGGAGGGCUAUUAUUCAAGGAAAUAUGGUAAUUGACCAGUCAGGUCAGUAACCAGACUUAAAUACGAUCAACUGAUGAGAUACAACUCACCUUGACUAUGAAGAUGAUUACUGCUAAGGUUGUCAAAGUGUUAUUCACUGUUUACGACAGCCUUUUUCAGGACUAGAAACACCAAAACAGUCAUAUUUGACUUACUUAAUGAUGUUCUAUGUUAGCUGAAGUGACUUAUAGUCAAGUGAAGUAAUCUAUACAUGACGGGCUUUGCUCACCAAAAAAAAUUAUGCAAAUUAGGCUAAGGGUAGAUUGAAUCUACCCAUGGCUUAUGAUUAACUGAAACGGGAGAUCACAAUUUGCGCCUUCAUACGACUGAGGUGUUACUUUGGAAUCCUCGGUAAUUACUUUUUUCGCACUUGCCGGCAUCCAAAAACACCCGGCGUGGGAAUCACGAGACGUGUAAAUAAGACAUUUCUUGACAUAAUAAAAAGGUUUUCCAGAUACGGACGCGCAUUUGUUGGCUUUACUCGCGUGGAGACACACGUCAACUGUUACUUCUCACGCGAAAUAGUAUUCAAGGCAUGGCUCUACUGUAAAAACCCCGCUCUUUAUUGAUCGCACAACCAUAAUUAUAGCAGGCGAUAGCAAGAGAAAUAACUAUCACUCAAAUGGGAUAAUCGAAGAUCAAGAACCAAACCUUAACGAGAGCGGGGUUUAUAUCUGUUACUAAAGAGAAAUUGAAAAUGAAACAUAAACCCUUUGCCGACUCAGAAAAUAUUACGAGAAGCUAAGGUUUACCACCCGAGAAACAUUUUAAUGACGGCCUAAAUCUAUUCUUACGGGAAGAAUGAAAUUAUUUGCAAUUAUAUCGAUCGAACAGUAUACUAUCUUCAGUCUAUUACUGUGUAGUCGGCUGGAACAUUACACAAAACGGCGUCAGCAACGAGGUUCGAUGUGAUAAAUCAAGUACAUUUACUUACCUGUGAUAAAUUAAUGUUUACUCAAUGAGAAUGAUUUAAUCCCAGAGAAACUACGAUUCCCGAAACAGGAAAAUUUGGAAUUCUUGGACAUUAGUAACUACAACUGACUUAUAACAGCUUCAUUUUAAUAGCGACUUGAUUCUAUAAUAAUAAACCGUGAGAUCUAACGCAAAGCUCACAGGGCACGGCGAAGGGAAGGCAACCAGAGUGUUUGAAGUAAUCUCGGGAAGUUAACCCUAAGAUUCUAUUUUGCUAAAGUAAUGCUUUGAUUUAUUUAACGUACGAUAGUUGACUCGGUUGUGUUUUACAAACACAUUUUUUUGCAACCCAAGCUUCUUAAUUAAGCCAGAGAAGGGAAUUUUUUGUCGUCGAUUUUCAUUGACAAAAUCAUUUGUAAGAACUAAUAGACAUGUGAGUGUUAUAACUUUUCAUUUGACGUUUUACAGUACGGAUAGCUCUGUAACAAGCGACAAGAUAAUUUCAUUUUUACAUACAUAUAUUAGCAUCGUUUGAAUUUAACGAAUAAUACUAAUAAUAAAAACGUUUUGAUGGUGUUAUCAUGAUUUUGGUUAAAACAAUUUUGUCACAUUGUGUCGCUGAAAGUUUAUCUCAUGACCCAAGCAAUAAUUGUAACUAAAGUAAAUUCUAUGUGAAUUUCUGAAAGAAAACUAAAGCAAAUCAGUGUACACUCCAUCACCUUCUUCAAAUUAUAGCCCUGUGUCAAAGAAAAAUAGUUUUAAAUCACUUAAUAAUGAUGUUGAUAAUAAUAGCAAUAAACAAUAAUAAUAAUAAUCCGAAACAGAACCAGUUAGUACAAAAUGAAAAUGAUGAAAAUUAGGUCCUGUCAUCAGAUAACAACAGUCCACAAAUGAACUGACUACCCAAGAGAAACAGAACCAGUUAGUACAAAAUGAAAACUGUGAUGAAAAUUAGGUUCUGCCAUCAGAUAACAACAGCCCAUAAAUGAGCUGACUACCCAAGAGAAACAGAACCAGUUAGUACAAAAUGAAAACUGUGAUGAAAAUUAGGUUCUAUCAUCAGAUAACAACAGCCCAUAAAUGAACUGACUACCCAAGAGAAACAGAACCAGUUAGUACAAAAUGAAAAUGAUGAAAAUUAGGUCCUGUCACCAGAUAACAACAGUCCACAAAUGAACUGACUACCCAAGAGAAACAGAACCAGUUAGUACAAAAUGAAAACUGUGAGGAACAUUAGGUCCUGUCAUCAGAUAACAAUAGCCCAUAAAUGAACUGACUACCCAAGAGAAACAGAGCCAGUUAGUACAAAAUGAAAAUGAUGAAAAUUAGGUCCUGUCAUCAGAUAACAACAGCCCAUAAAUGAACUGACUACCCAAGAGAAACAGAACCAGUUAGUACAAAAUGAAAACUGUGAUGAAAAUUAGGUCUUGUCAUCAGACUACUCAAGAGAAACAGUACCAGUUAGUUUAAAAUAAUAAUGAUAAAAAUUAGGUUUUGUCAUCAGAUAACAACAGCCCAUAAAUGAACUGACUACCCAAGAGAAACAAAACCAGUUAGUACAAAAUAAGCAUGAUAAAAAUUAGAUUUUGCCAUUAGAUAACAAAAGCCCAUAAAUAAACUGACUACCGAAGAGAAACAGAAUAAUAAAGCUAAAUGAUUUCUUUAAAUUGAAGUGACCAGAAAACAGAAAUACCUCACUGUAUUGGGAAUAACUUGACUAAAAACAAACUUACCUCAAGUCUAAUAUCACUAAUAUGUAACUUAAGUCCGUAACAGAAUUUACAAGGCCAUCCGGUGGAAUGAUAUUCUACUGGCGAAGAACAUCAGUGAUCAAACGAACGAUGGAAGCGACGUACACAGUAGCUGGCAUCAUGUUGAAUUCCACUUGGCAUAGGCCGAUUUGGCGGGUUCAAGUUCCGGCGUUGCCACGUCUUUCGUCAGGAAAUCUCCUAAAUAUUUCAUUUUUGGAGAAACCCGUCGGCCGGACUCCACAUAUUUUUUUUGAGUGCAUGCCAAUGCUUUUUGGGGUUGUAACCCUCGACAGACUCGAAAUGGGAAACGAAGACUCAUACCGCCGACGGUCGCCUUCACUUCAAAUGGUUUCAAAUCAAAACCACAGCGCUUUUGAACUUUGAAAGUUUAAGGUAGAAUAUUAAUUAAUUAGUAAGAAUUUAACUCGGUUACAUCGCAUGAUCGCUGCCUGACCCUCAAAAACAAAAAAAAUCAGACAUAUACGCUGCCGUCCAUUCAUUUGAGCGGCACUGGAAACAAGUUUUUGCGGGCGCUUUGUCACACAUUUCCACAUGAAAUACGGGUCGCUCCUUCAAAAAAUUUUAUCAAAGUGACAAAGGAAAUAUAAAAUGCUUUAACGUAAUGUCUUUUAACCCUGGCGUGCCCGUCCCAAUCACCGGCAGUCCGAUCUGGAUUUGUUUAUCAUGUAAAUUACUUUCACGGCGUAGAUGACGCGAGCUUUUAUUUUUAAGAUACAUUUCGAAUGAUCAAAAUCUUUUUCAUUUUAAACAGAAAGGUCACGCCGCAAUAAAACGGUUGCGUGGGAUGCUGGCUCCUCGCCUUGCCUCGCGCUCAAAUGACGCGUCUCUCGCGGAUACUCGGUGUCUGGUUUACUUAUUAUGUUCCGGUCUUAAUUAAUUUUAUGACACCAAGCAAACACCUUUCUAUCGCGUACCAGGGCAUCAAUUUCCGGCGCCUGCUGAGAUUUUUUUUCUUGAGCAAAGCUUCUCAUGAUUUUUUUUCUGUUCAGGUUGACGUGGUCCUCCAUGGCGAAACCAGAGUUAUGCCUGAUGACGAUGGUACAGAUCCAUAUGAAAUUCCAAAGAAAAAAGGCAUUUUCAAGGUUGUGCCUAGUGGCAACUAUCUAACAACUCAUGACAUUGUUGAGAGGAUCAUUAAAAACAGGUGUGUUCAAUAGCUAGAUAUAAUUAAAUAAACAUAAUCCUCUCGGAGGACAUGAGCUUACUACCAAUGAAUAGUCUGUACGAAAAAAGGGCAAUGUUGGGUACCAAUAUUCCGAAGCAUAAACGUUUAACACUGUGUGCUAUAAGGACAAUUUUUUUCCAGAGAGAAAAUUUAAAUUAUAUAAUGGUUUGUUCCACUCAGUGUACCUUGUUUUUUCAACACAUUUUUUUUCUAUUGCCAACGUGUUUACUGUGUAUUAUCUGUGGAAAAUGUAUGUAACAAAACAUCCCGACAAGUGACAAUGGACCGAAUGUCCAUCAAAAACCACAUGCUUACAAAACAAAAUCGCUCUUCAAGGCAGUCACGUUGACUAGUGACUUCUAAAUUCCACAUGUACUGUAGCCCAUAAGUUUGGUUCUGCGGCCACAGGGAAAGUUAAACUUCUACAGAUAUGGUUCUGGGACUUUUGUAAUUUCUGGCCAAGAUUAAGCAUGCAAAUGUUGUAACAAAAUUACCAGAUUAAAGAUGAAAUUUUAAGAAUACUAGUGUUUUGAAUUUAUGCAAAUUUGUGACAUUUUAAUGGAAUGGUUACAUACUAAAGUUGAUAGAUUCGUGUUUGCAUUUUCUCACAUUGUGAUUUUCAAUGUUUAAUACUACAGAUGAUUAAAAAAAUAUUGAUUACUAGUAUAACUCAAUCAAAACUUAAAGCAAUAAAAUAAUGAAUCACAGAAUGGAUAGAAAUAGCAAAGAAAUUAAUCUGGCUAAAUUCAAUUCGAUAAUUAUCAUAAGAAAGCAUGUUUCUUGUAAUAUGUUAUUUGAAAGGCCAUUCGUCACGAAAGCAAACACCUUAUGUUUUUGGAAAAAAGUACAACAAAGAAAUAUUACAGUGAGAGAGAUUAUUUGAAACAUUUGGACUAGUAACCAAAGGUCAUAGGUUCAACUCCUACUCAGAUUCUUUCUUCUGUGCUGUCUGUCUCACUGAUUGAAAAAUCAUCUUCCUCAUGUAUUUACCAGGUUCAAAAUUCACCACAACAUCUCUGUCAUUGCAUGUAAGCACGUGUAUCAACCUUCUAUGUUAUAGUCUGUAUUCGUAGCUGUUUGCAGGAUGUUUGUCUAGUGUCCUCAGCUCCCAUGAGUCUCCUAUAGCUUAGUGGCACAGCAUCUGGACUAGAAGCCAGAAGGUCAUGGGUUUCAACUUCUAUUGGGAGUACUCAGAUUCUUUUUUCCGAGCCGUCUGUAUCACUGACUGAAAAAUCAUCUUUCUCAUGUAUUUACCAGGUUCAAAACUCACCACAACAUCUCUGUCAUUGCAUGUAAGCAUGUGUAUCAACCUUCUAUGUUAUAGUCUGUAGUCGUAGCUGUUUGCAGGAUGUUUGUCUAGUGUCCUCAGCUCCUAUGAGUCUCCUAUAGCUUAGUGGUACAGCAUCUGGACUAGAAGCCAGAAGGCCAUGGGUUUCAACUUCUGUUGGGAGUAUACUCAGAUUCUUUCUUCCAAGCCAUCUGUAUCACUGACUGAAAAAUCAUCUUUCUCAUGUAUUUACCAGGUUCAAAAUUCACCACAACAUCUCUGUCAUUGCACGUAACCACAUGUAUCAACCUUCUAUGUUAUAGUCUGUAGUCGUAGCCGUUUGCAGGAUGUUUGUCUAGUGUCCUCAGCUCCCAUGAAUCUCCUAUAGCUUAGUGGUACAGCAUCUGGACUAGAAGCCAGAAGGUCAUGGGUUUCAACUCCUAUUGGGAGUACUCAGAUUCUUUUUUCCAAGCCGUCUGUAUCACUGACUGAAAAAUCAUCUUUCUCAUGUAUUUACCAGGUUCAAAAUUCACCACAUUACAUCUCUAUCAUUGCAUGUAAGCACGUGUCAACAUUUUGUACUAAUCCUUGCAGUUUUCAAGAUGUUUGUCAUAUGAAGCUAGUUUAGUGGCCUUAGCUUCCAGAAGUCUCCUAUAGCUUAACGGUAGAGUAUCCGGACUAGAAGGCAGAAGGUCAUAGGUUCGACUCACAUUGGGAUUACGUGGAUUUUUCUUCUGAGCCAUCUGUAUCACUGACUGAAAAAUCAUCCUUCUCAUUUAUUCACCAGGGCCGAGUUGUUCAAAGCUGGGUUAAGAUAACCCAGGGCUAGUGCGAGAUUUGAAUUCAGAUUUGAAAGCUUAAAAAGUAUUUCAGUUUUAAUUCUUUUUGUCUGCAAGUUGAUGACUGGAACAUCUAAAAAUAACAGAGAAAAUUAUCCGAGAAAAUUCUUUCGAACAAAGGAAAAAGAAACCCGGGUUAAAUUUAACCCCGGGUUAAGCGGUAAUCGGCCUUCAAACAACUGGGCCCAGGAGGCUCAUAAAAAUUACAUUAUGUAUAAAUUUACAUGUACAUGUAGCACAUGUUUGUCAGUCUGCCCUCAUUUUUUUAGGGUCUUUCUCCAUAAUUCCCCCUGGACCUGCCACUGAUUUAUGUAGAUUGUUGUGGGUUAUUAUAACCUAAGAAAAUAGAAAACAGUACCUUUUUGCAUUUUUUAAUUUAUUUAUUGAAGGACAGAAAUGUGAAAAAUUACAGAGCCAUAACUGUCAUUACAAAGGCAAGACUAAAAAUAGUCAUUUUUUUCUGUAUGUGGUAUUCAAGAAAUUAAUUAAAGCUUUAAAGUUUUUAACAAGACAUCUUCCUUGUUUGUCUGCAUUUCUGAAAGAUAAAGGGAACUGUUGAUGCAGUUCUGAAAUACAGAGAAGAGUGCUUAUCUUGUUUUGCCAUCUUAUAUUUUAGGACUCAAUACUUUGACAUUUCAAAGAAGACAUAGAGAGUCAGAAAGUCAUUUAACAGUUUUGUUAACUUAGUUGCUAGCAGCUAAUGCAAAAGAUAUUUCCCCCUUUUAUGUGGAGUUGUGUAAAGUGAGGUCUUUCACAAAUUCAGCAAAAUUUACCAGAGGUCAUCAGUCAACCACCACUCGCUAAUUUGAAGCCACCUAAUAGACCCUUCCAUGGUUAUUCAACUUUUGACUUGGUCCAGUUAGCAAAAAUCUGUCAACACAGUUAACAAGAAUGCCUUAAAAUUAGUAAAAAUGCCAAGUUUAAAUGUGAUUUGUUGAAAACAAACAACAAUAUACAAUAGCUCUGCAAAGUCACCAUAUUUUACAUAUGUUUGUAUGGUGGGGGUCAAGUUCGUGUCCCCCACCAUUAAAACAUCCGUAAAAUUUUGAGACUUGCCCUUUUUUGGAGCAAUAUCUUCGCUCACCCUUAAUGUAUCACCUUUCAGAAAACUUGGUAAGUUUGCUAAUUUUAAGGCACUCUUUCUUGCAGUAUAAUUGCAUGUUUGAUAACUGGUCUUUAUCAAAAUGUGAAAAUAGUUGUUUUGUGGUUUACCUCACCUUAAAUAUUGUAGAGAUGUCUUUCAUUUGGACCUUUUGUAAGUAAAACUGUGGCAUUUGUUUGUGCCUCUUAGAUUGACAUUUGAAGAAAGGAACAAGAAAAAGGAGAAAAAGGAAGCAGAUGUUUUUGCAGAAAUGCAGAGAAGAAAGUCUGAAAGCCAAGAGAGAAAAGCUCUUGAAGAAAAGGAGAACAAUUAAGUCAACUCAACAUUUUUGCUCCUUGGGACAGGAUCUUUUAAGGAAAUUAUGUACUAGUCCCUUGGCCUAUAGUGCUGAAUCUUGACUUUGUCAUAAUUAUAAUACAUGUAUCUUCUAGAAGCAGACUAUUCAUAACAGGAUCUGUUUGCUUCCUAUAAUGUUUCCCAUAUAGUUACACGUGGUUCAAAUAAUUUUUGUGCAUGACAAACGCAGACAGCAGACCUGCUCUUACAGAUUUCCUAUCCCUAAAACAAGCCUUUAGAAGAUUUAAGGGGUAGGGAUAGGGAAUCUGUUAGAUUUUUUCACAACAAUGUUUACCUUGUUUACAUGCUAGUCUGAAAGUCCGCAGUCUGCAUUUGUCACACUUCGAGUUCAAAUCAGGGGAAGGGGUGUUAGGUGGCCAUUUUUGGCCUGAGCUGACUAAGAUAAAUAAUUAUUAACUAAGUUAUAACUGCAGCUAAAAUUUGUCAGGCUCUAUUCUUGUGACUCAAAAAAAUAAAAAUGGCCACCUGAAAGGGUUUAUGAAUGCUCAUUGUGACCAAUCACAAUGAAGACGAGGACACAGAAGCAGGCCAUAUAACCACAUAACUGGAUCAGUUUAGGUUUCUGGGAAACUGCCAUGCCCCUCUCCUAAACUAAUAUUUUGCCCUAAGUGAGAAGUAAGUGUUAAUGUUGGCUUAGGGGAGGGGUAGGUGGGCAGUUUCCCAGAAACCUAAAGUGAUCCAAACUUAUGACCAUUGCUGCUUCCAGCUUAGUUUUACCUGCCUUGUUGGCUUUUUCCUUGCAGCAUCAUAGCACUCCAGAAACAUUUCUGGUGUUUUCAUUUUUUAAAAUAGUAUUUUAGUUAAUUACAUGUUGAGGAUAAUAAUAUUAUUGUUGUUCAUGUGGUAUUUAUGGGUAACUUUAGUGUAGUUUCUUAAAAGAAAUUGCACCAGGGUCUUUCAGGGAAUGAGCAAUUCUUAAUUCAUUAUAAUUUAUCUGGUUUUGUCCAGUAUUUGUUUACCAGUCCCGGUAGUUAAAACGCUGUAUAGGACAAUUCACCUGAUAAAUUACUAUCCAGCGGAUUAGUCUUGUGAAACUAAUUGUGUUAUAAUUCAUUGGAUUAAGAUUUUAGUUAACAACCUUAUCUUUCAUUUAUUUUGUAUUGUGAGUUAUUAAUAUUUGUCCAUUUAGUUGUUUUCACGUUCAUUGGAAAACUUAAUUCACUAGUAGAUAUUAAUCCAAUAUAUUUGAAUGAGCCUGACCAGGAUGUGAAGAAUUUCACAGAUUGAAGAGGAAGUUUUGGCCUUGUUGAUAACAGCCUCUAAGAUCUGCAUAAUUUUUCACAUCGUAGGAAAGCUGUUUUAUUAUCCAUUGAAAAUAUGAAAUUUUCUAAGUUUUUAACAAGCUUUCUUCCCCAGAGACUUUCUUCAAAACAUUGGCCUGUUCCUUGGCACGGGUUCAUCAUUAAAAAAGAUGUUUUUUCUUGCAGCUAUUCCUCUAGGUAGAUUACAUCCAUCCAGGAAUAAUUAUUUUUGGUGUAUUUUGCAUUUCUUCUGUUCACUUUUAGUUAGAAAUUUAGCUUUUUUUCUUUGGUAGCUGUGAACUGUUUCGACACUAGUUUGAGUUCACUUGUGCGUAGAUAGCUAAGCUGCCACUGUACAGACUGAAAACAAGGUUAUUUGUGCCAUCGUACAAUGGUGGUUAUUGUCUACAUCUUCCAAAGAUAGACCGGGCUACAUGAAGCUGGUUUGAAGAAUUAGCCAGGGAUUGGAGCCAAGCAGAAAAGAUGAAAUAUUUCGAACGAGUAAUAUUUAUCGAAGAUGUUUUACAUUUUUUUACAGUCUUUCAUUAUAUAAUGAUUGACUUAGUCAUUAUUAAAUGCUUAGAACAAUGUGACUGUUUUAUUGGUAGUUUAGUUUUAUUCUGUUUUUUUACUUUAAACGUAGCUUGCAUUUCAGAGGGAGUUUGUGACUACUCUAAGGGCGCUUUCCAUUUGUCAGAACUGAAUGGCCAGAAACUUGCCGUCGUAAUGGGAAUUUCAUUUUUUAUCAAAACUAUACAGCCAGACCAGUCAAAUCCUAAAGAGUGUGCCAGAAGGAGAUGGUUUUUCAGCAAAACCCUUGGAAAAAGCCGAUUUCAUUGUCAAAUUAACUGGUCUGGCAGUGGUCUGGCCAACCAGUUCUGACAAAUGGAAAGCGUCCUAAGAC
Messenger RNA from Porites lobata, 11617 nucleotides. The record is from the annotation of a GenBank genome assembly. NCBI's taxonomy places the organism in Eukaryota, Metazoa, Cnidaria, Anthozoa, Scleractinia, Poritidae.